This is a messenger RNA of Lutra lutra (Eurasian river otter), 957 nucleotides long. RefSeq names its product olfactory receptor 51G2-like. The transcript has a single exon. Bases 1 to 957 code for a protein of 318 amino acids. Gene Ontology annotation, molecular function: G protein-coupled receptor activity; olfactory receptor activity. Gene Ontology annotation, cellular component: membrane. Lineage: Eukaryota; Metazoa; Chordata; Mammalia; Carnivora; Mustelidae. Gene Ontology annotation, biological process: G protein-coupled receptor signaling pathway. The record is from RefSeq and is a predicted model, not a curated record.
AUGUUGGCUUUUAAUAGUACUGCCUCUAAUUGGCCCACUUUCUCCUUCAUUGGUAUUCCUGGUCUGGAGGCUGCACAUAUAUGGAUCUCCAUCCCCUUCUGUGUCCUCUACCUCAUAGCCCUUGUGGGUAAUGCUCUUCUUCUUAUCCUAGUAACAGCAGAGCAGAAUCUUCAUGAACCUCAGUUCUAUUUUUUGGCUGUGCUUGCCCUUACUGACCUAGGCCUUUCAUUGUCCACAAUGCCUAGUAUCUUGGCUGUCUUCUGGUUUGAUGCCCGCCAUGUCGGCCUGGAUGCCUGCCUAACUCAAAUGUUCUUCAUCCACACCCUCUCCUCAGUAGAAUCAGGUGUCCUGGUGGCCAUGGCUUUUGACCGUUUGGUAGCUAUCUGUGCUCCACUAAACUACACCAGGAUCCUUACCCACUCUACCGUUGCCUGCCUUAGUGGGGCUGCCCUCAUACGAGGUGCCACUCUGCUGGCUCCUCUGCCUUUUUUCCUUAGGACCUUUCCUUUCUGUGGGGCUAAUAUCCUCUCACACUCUUAUUGCUACUACCCAGAUGUGCUGAACCUGGCCUGUGGGGAUGUCUCUUUCAGUAGUACCUAUGGAUUGGUUUUUGUACUCUGCACGUUUGCAGUGGAUGUGGUCUUCAUCAUAACUUCAUACAUGAAGAUAUUGGGCACUAUUAUGAAGCUAAAGACUCAAGACAGAAACUGGAGAUCGCUGCACACCUGUGCCUGCCACAUAUGCACGGUGCUUGUGUUUUACCUGCCCCUCAUCAGCUUAGCAGUGCUGCAUCGCUAUACCCGGGGUGCUUCUCCUAUUCUAUAUACCACCAUGAGUAAUGCCUACCUCCUCAUGACACCACUGCUCAACCCUCUUGUAUAUAGUCUCAAAUCCCAGCAGAUCCAGGCUGCCUUACGCAAGAGAUUUUGGGUGCAACGUGUUAUUGCUGGGGAAUGA